This is a messenger RNA of Suhomyces tanzawaensis NRRL Y-17324, 234 nucleotides long. It is a transcript of the gene RUB1, whose product is annotated as NEDD8 family protein. Gene Ontology annotation, cellular component: nucleus; cytoplasm. Bases 1 to 234 code for a protein of 77 amino acids. NCBI's taxonomy places the organism in Eukaryota, Fungi, Ascomycota, Pichiomycetes, Serinales, Debaryomycetaceae. The record is from RefSeq and is a predicted model, not a curated record. Gene Ontology annotation, molecular function: protein tag activity; ubiquitin protein ligase binding. The transcript has a single exon. Gene Ontology annotation, biological process: modification-dependent protein catabolic process; protein neddylation; regulation of proteolysis.
AUGCAAGUGAAAGUAAAGACAUUAACAGGCAGAGACAUCUUGGUUGAUAUCGAACCUACCGACAAGAUCAUCCGCAUCAAGGAAAUGAUGGAGGAAAAGGAAGGCAUCCCGCCAUCCCAGCAAAGAUUGAUCUUCAACGGUCUGCAAUUGGACGACGAUAAGAACGUCCAGGAAAGCGGCAUCACAGCUGGUGCAUCCUUGCACUUGGUGUUGACCUUGAGAGGUGGGUGCUGA